Trichomonas vaginalis G3 is the source of this 1344-nucleotide messenger RNA. RefSeq names its product proteasome regulatory particle assembly. The coding region runs from base 1 to 1344 and encodes 447 amino acids. Gene Ontology annotation, molecular function: protein binding. The transcript has a single exon. The record is from RefSeq and is a predicted model, not a curated record. NCBI's taxonomy places the organism in Eukaryota, Parabasalia, Trichomonadida, Trichomonadidae.
AUGUCCGACAAAGACAUUCAUCCAAAUAAAUUCAGCGAACUUCGAAGUAUCUACAAAUACUACAUUGAUUCAUAUAAUGCGUUAUAUCAGCUGAAAACUGAAAAUGAAGAAGAUUUAAACUCAAUUUACAAACUGAUCAAAACAGAAUUGAUUGAUUCAAAUAAACAUCCACCACAAAUAAUUAUUCGAGACAUUUUAAAUAUAAUUCCGUAUAACAAUCGCUAUACAAAGUCAUAUUUAUCUCUUGCCAAGCUCAUAUCUGAUGAUUACCAUGUCACAGAUGUCAGAAAUGCUGGACCUAUGUCAGACUUCCUGUUUUACAAAGAACAUGGAAUUGAAUUAGACAAAUUUGAUGAUUUUGAAAAAAUUUGCUUAAAAAAUCUGGAUAUUCAUAAAACAGAUACAAUUUACAGAGCAAUUAUGUAUAAUGACUUAGAAAGAUUCAUUGCAUUCACUGAAAGAGAUGGAUUUGAUGAAGAUCAAACACUUGAAAGCAGAUUAUAUCCUUAUGAAGAGGAAUAUUUUAAUAAAUUUUCAUUGCUUGAAUUAUGUUGUUAUCAUGGAGCAGUUGAUUGUUUCAAAUUUUUACAAAGAGAAUUUGAAUCAAAAAUAACUCGAACAUGUUUUAAAUUUUCGUUUUUAGGAGCAAAUCCAGAAAUCAUGAGCGAAUGUUUGAAAUAUCAAAAGCCAAAUUAUAAAUGCAUGAAAUAUGCAAUUAUUUCACACAAUAUAGAUUUUAUUACAUUCUUGAUGAAUGAAUACAAUUUAGGGAUAGUUUUAGAUUAUUGUGCCAAGUAUAAUAAUAUUGAAUCAUUAUUAGUUUAUUUCGAUCAAACUAAUAAUGUUUACACAUGCUUUUAUAUUUCGGUGGUAUUUAAUAUUCCAUCUCUUUGUGAAUAUUUUCUUUCAAAUGGUAUAAAUAUCAAUGAAAAAGAUGAAUUUGGACAAACUACUCUUCAUAUUGCAGCACAAUAUAAUAAUAAAGAAACAGUCGAACUUCUUAUUUCACAUGGAAUAAAUAUUAACGAAAAAGAUAAAAAUGGACAAACCGCUCUUCACAGAGCGGUAUAUUAUAAUCGUAAAGAAACAGCCGAACUUCUUAUUUCAUAUGGUAUAAAUAUCAAUGAAAAAGAUAAUAGGGAAGAGACCGCUCUUCAUAUUGCAGUAAGCAAUAAUAGAAAAGAAAUAACCGAACUUCUUAUUUCGCAUGGUAUAAAUAUCAAUGAAAAAGCUAAAUAUGGAGAAACCGCUCUUCAUAUUGCAGUAUAUUGGUAUAGUAAAGAAAUAACCGAACUUCUUAUUUCACAUGGAGCAAAUAUCAAUGAAAAAAAUAAUAAUGGAUAA